Molecule: messenger RNA, 3372 nt
Organism: Magnolia sinica
Lineage: Eukaryota; Viridiplantae; Streptophyta; Magnoliopsida; Magnoliales; Magnoliaceae
Exons: 9
Coding region: 1353-3017 (554 amino acids)
Source: RefSeq, a predicted model, not a curated record
CUUUAAAUCACAAUCACCUUUCCACCUAUCUGUCUUUUAUCUCCUUUUUCACGAGCAUUGCCUGUAAAAUACAAAAGGCUAGGGUUUCUACGUCAGCUUCUUUAAUUCUGUUUCUCCAUUUCUAGUGUUUCGGUCGAAUAUCGGAUGUCCAUAUCGGAGAUCCGAUAAAUGCCUUACAAGAUUUCACCUCCGCUUUUUCUUUCCCUCGUUGCUGUAGAAAUCCUCUCGGAAUUGCCGGGAAUCGGAUUCCCGCGAGAUUUCUAGGGUUUCGGAGUGGUCGGGAAAGGAAGUCGUGAGUGUUGGCGAUUGCUUUUUUCGAGAAAUUGUUGGAUUGCAGUGGAAUUUCUAGGGUUUUUGGAAGGCGUUGGGAGGAAUUUGCUGAAAUAACGUGUCGUUUGUUGGAUUUUUGAUGUGGUUGUGGUCAUCGAUUUCUCUGUGGAUUUUACUAAUUGCGACGGGGAUUGGAUUGAAUGAUGGAGAGUAGCUGAGCUUCGAUCGGAUUUCGAGAGUUUUCUGGGGUUUUGGAGGAAUCGGGCUCGGAUUUGCAGAAGUGGUGGUUUCUCGUUGGGUUCUGCGUGAUGUUGGCGUUUUUGUGGUCUUUUGGUUGAUUUCUUGUGAAUUUUCAUUAAUGGUGAGGCGUGACGGAAAUAAUUGGGGUUUUUAGAAGGUGAAUUAGCUCGAAUUUGCAGAUAUUGUGGGUGUUUUUUUUUUUUUUCUUGAUGUGGCUUGGUGGAUUUCUUCAGGAAGUUCAUUAAUGGAGAGCUGUAAUGGGAGUUUCUAACUACUCUUUGCUAUUUUUUGUGACGAACAUAUGAAAAACACUGAACGGAUAAUACUGGAGAUAGCUAGGGUUUUGCAAGAUUUGGGAUUUUUUUGAUGUGUUCUGGAGUCUACAGACUGGUUUCUAUUGAUACAAUUCCAUAAUUACCCACUUGAAUUGCCAGCAACAUCCAGAGAUUUCCAUUAGUAUCUGAUAAGCUGAUAUUGUGGUGUUACUGUCAGAAUCUGGUGUUUCCUUGUCUUUAGGAUUUUGAAGGUGGUCUGAUUGCAGUUUCUUCCCUAACUUUGUUAAUCGAGAUCGGUUCUUGUGAAGAACAGGAGCUUUUAGAUCUCCUCCUUUUGUUCUUCAAAGCGAACAUGUGGAAAAAUAACAUUGGAUGUCUAUAAAUGGCAGAUGGCCACAAAUAGCCAUGUUUAAUUGGACUUUGGCAUGGAUUUAUUAAUGGCUUAGGUUUGUUGUAGCAAAACUGUAGAUAAGAUCACUUGCAGAGGCAUUUGAAUGCGAGCUGAAAGUAUACAUUUUGCUUCAAGGGGUUACUGAGUUGAACUGUCAGACUUAAUUAGGGUGUGGUAUGGAGGAUAUGCGGCUGUUCAAGCAAGGAUGGAAAUGGCUUCAUUCUCAGAAGCAUGUGUUCUUGGGUACCCAAACAGCAGCAAGCUGUUUCAAGGACAGAAUUGUCUCUUUGGUCGACCGCCAUUGGCCAAUGGUUUACAGCCGGAUUGUGCAAAUGGGAAAGUUUUUGCUGCUGCUUUUGUUACAGUGGAGAGACUGUGUUGUCAGGGGUUGCAGAUCAUUGCUCCGCCUGGGUUCUACCACAUUGUUCGUUGUAGUGUGGAGUUGCUUUCUUAGUUUCACGUCGACAACUUGCCUGGUUUAUGUGCUUCUGAUUCUGGGAGCUGCCGGAGCUGCCAUUCGUUACUUAGGUUAUACCUCUGGACUUUUUAUCGUUGGGCUGUUUGGAAUUUUGACUAUGUGGAUGUAUGGUAACUUUUGGUUCACAGGGUUGUUGUUUAUAGUUGGAGGUUAUUUGUUCUCCCUAAAUCAUGCACGGCUGGUGAUCCUCAUGUCAACUGCAUAUGCUUUAUAUUUUGUUAAUGUUCGUGCUGGAUGGCUAGGGGUUUUCCUCUCGAUAAACCUAGCCUGCCUUUCGAAUGAUAUCUUUAGCUACCUGCUUCAUGUAUAUGAUGGGGCAAAUGAAAGUGUGCACUUUGAAGAACACAAGGAACCAGAACCCAUUCCAGAAGACUUCUCUGGAGAUUGCGAAUAUCCUCCCCCAACCAAUGAAUCUGAAAAUGUGUCUUCAUGCAAAUCAUCCAGCAAAGCACCUAGUACAUCAAAAAUUGUAAACUUUCAAGAAAAUUCUUCUGUUAGCAAGGUGGUCAAAGAAGAGUCAAGCUCGAUGGAUGAGAUGAGGAGGAUAUUUAAUAGCUUGAAUCAUUAUGAAGCUCUAGGCUUUCCCCGACACAAGAAUAUUGAUGUUGCAGUAUUGAAAAAAGAAUAUCGGAAAAAGGCUAAGCUUGUACAUCCUGACAAAAAUAUGGGAAGCCCUCUAGCAAGUGAAUCAUUUAAGAAGCUGCAGUGUGCAUACGAGGUUCUUUCAGAUUCAACAAAGAAGAGAAAUUAUGAUGAACAGUUGAGGAAGGAAGAAUCGAAGAGUGUCUGUCAGAAGUCUCAUGGUACCUCAAAACAGGACGGUGUGGAAUAUCGUUCAGAAGAGUCCAGGCGUAUACAGUGCACAAAGUGUGGAAUUUCACAUAUAUGGAUAUGCACAAAUAGAACCAAGGCCAAGGCUCGGUGGUGUCAGGAUUGCUGCCAGUACCAUCCAGCCAAAGAUGGAGAUGGAUGGGUUGAGUAUGGAUGCCCACUCGUCUUUUCAGUGCCUCAGAAGGUUGAAAUUCCACGUGCUUUUGUCUGCGCUGAGAGUAAGAUUUUUGAUGUGUCAGAAUGGGCCAUUUGUCAGGGAAUGGCAUGUAGACCCAAUACCCACCGUCCGAGCUUCCACGUGAACAUGGUUGGCUUGGAGAAAUCGACCCAAAAGUCCAAUCCCAGCAGAUACCCAUGGGAUUUGGAUGCCGAGAUGGAGGACGAGGAAGAGUUUGAGAUAUGGUUUCAGGAGGCCUUGGCCUCCGGACUCUUCACAGAAACAUCAAAGCGCCGGAAGAGCUGGAGCCCUUUCAAGCUACAUCAGAAGAAAGGCAAGAAGCAGUGGAGGAAAGCUUCGUGGAUGGAAAUAUAGAAGGUAAAGGGAGUAGUGGUAGGUUUUUAUGGAUGAAGGCCUCAAAAGAGGAAAGAAAAAGAAAGACAGUGGAAGGGGGAAUGAAACUGACACUGUAAAUAGAAAUCAAGGCAAAAAUCUGUUGAGUACCCCAUGUCAUCUGUUGUAAAAAUGUCAUAAGGGGGUAGGUGGUAACACGGCUCAAUGAAUAUGCAAUGUGUUUUUCUCGUGCCCUCAUCUUGGGCACCUGUACGUUUUGGUCAUUUCCGCAAAAUCGAAUGGUGGAUAAGAGGACUGGGUCCAUCUUCUUGUUGUAAAUUGAUGCAGGUAACUGACUCUCUUUGCAGCCUACGAAAAAUAUAUUCGCCUCUUCUCA